AGUUGCAAUCUGGUUUAUAUGGAAAGAGGAAUAUGCUGUAAAUCUGCAAAGAUGUCUGGUGAAAGAAAACAGACACUGCACAUGAUAGAGGAAGGAUUUAACACUCAUGUAUCAACAAGAUCCUGACAGUUCACUGGAAUAACAAUCACCCCCUCACUUUUUCACCCCCAUGACUAUCUUUUGUGCUGUUCAAUCCUGCUCUUCCUCGAACAUUAUGCCAUCAGUUUCUCAACAUUUUGUGGCUUCAUGCUAUCCACUUUUUGCCUCUUUUAUAACGAGGCACUACAUUUCUGUCAAUGAGCUGUGUUGUUGCUGUGUCACACCAUUUUUCCAUAAAAGCUGGCGUGCAUGUCUCAGAAUACAAUGUGUAGCAGGCAAGGAACUACAGCCACAUGGCCACCCACUAAGCUCAAGCUGACUUCCUGUUGUCACUGGGUUUUCUCCCCAAUGAACACUCUUACUCAAUAUAUCUACUUUUAAGGUUCGCUCUCCACACACAGUCUUCAAGCAAAGAGAGAAGCUUGGGAGUUAACAGUAGAGCAGGCAAGGUGUACAAUAGAUGGAAAUUGGUAAACCGUCUGAGUGGAUUGAUUGUUGCCGACUUUAAAAAAAAAGAUCAGCAGUUUAAGGUUGUAUCUGAACCACAGCUGCCGAAGCCGAUCUCUGAUUCAUUAGAGGCUUUCCUGAUGGCAUCCAAUAUCACCGCCACCACCACCAACUCCCAACCGUCUUCUCUGUCCAUCGGCGCCCAGGUCGGUAUCUCCAUCCUGACCCUGGCGUUUGUACUGGGCUUCCCUGGGAACCUGUUUGUGGUUUGGUCGGUACUCUGCCGAGUGAAGAAGCGUUCAGUGACCUGUUUGUUGGUGCUGAAUGUGGCCAUGGCGGAUGCUUUUGUGCUUCUCAGCGCCCCUUUUUUUCUGCGCUAUCUGGCUGGCAGACGGGGCUGGGAGUUUGGCUCAGCCGCAUGCAAGCUAGUGCAUUACCUGUCAAGUGUGAACAUGUACGUGUCCAUCUACCUCAUCUGCCUCAUGAGCAUAGACCGCUGGCUGGCCGUGAGUAGGCCUUUUCUGUCCCAGAGAAUGAGAACCAAGCGCUCCCUGCUGAUUCUACUGCUGGUGGUCUGGGUGUUGGCGUUCCUCCUGUCUGUGCCGAUGCCUUUCUACCGAAGUAAUCUGAAGAAGACCCUACCAAACAACAUCACCUUGAAUUUUUGUAUCCCAUACCACUGGCAGAGCACAGGUCACCGGGUCUUCCAGUACCUGUCUGAGACCAUCAUGGGCUGCCUGUUGCCUUUCUCCCUCAUCAUCACCUGUUAUUCCUCCGUUAUCUGCCGUCUGAAAAGCGCCAUGUUCCAGCACAGAGGACAAGGCAGCCGUCUCAUCCUGCUAAUCAUCUCUGCCUUUGCAGUAUUCUGGCUGCCCUAUCACAUCGUAAACAUCAUAGAGGUGGUUGGUGCGUUGCAGGGCAGUGAUGCAGUGAUCAAAGCCGCCCUUGCAGCCCGUCCAAAUGUCACGGCCUUUGCCUACUUCAGCAGCGCUGUCAACCCCAUUCUCUACGUGUUCGCCGGCAGCUCCCACAUCCGCCAGGCCGGCUUCAGCUUCAUGGGCAAGCUCUUUGAGACCACCAACUCAGAAAGCAGGAGCAUGUCUACACGUAGCGGCCGCAUGAGUCGCAGCAGCUCUUCACCGGAUGAAAGCUCUGUUCUGCACACACUGUCGAUUAAACUGGGAAAUCCUUUCAAAGGCAAGAACAAGGAAAGGAGCAGCAGUGUGGCGGGCCAAGAGGUCAACCAGCCUGAACUUAAGAUUUUAACCAGUGUUGAGAUGAUAGAAUAGUGCUUACAUGUCAAACCCAAGUUUUUUUGCCUUGACUUUCCGAACCCAUUGAUUAGAAACAAACUGUGUUGACUCGUAAUUUGCAUUAUCAAGCUUGACUUACAUGACUUUCAUAUCUGGGAAUAUUUCAACAACUAUUGGAUGGAUAUCCAUGAAAUUGAUUACAAAAACUAUAUAAGAUGUAUCCUUAUUUGAUAGAUUGGCACCCAAUUUUGCACUGACAUUCAUGGUCCCCAGAUGAGGAAUCCUAAUGACUGGUGAUCCCCUGACAUUUCCUUUAAAGUCACCACAAGAUUAACAUUUGUGUAUUUGAAUGAAAUGCCAUGUCAACUAUUGGAUUGAUUGUCAUGACAUUUGGUACACACAAUAACUAUUCCCUCAGGAUAGAUCUCAAGAAAUGUACCCUAACUUACCAUAGUACAAUUAUCAGAUGUAAUUUAAAAUGUAAUCUGUACUUUUACUAGUGACCCAAUACCUGCAAAACUGAUUCCCAUCAGCAUCAGCUUUUUUUCUGUUUUGAGUUAACAUUGCAUUAUAUUUUAUUUGCAUGCUAACACACUUGAGAUCGUGAACAUUAAAUCAAACCACCAAUGUGACUGAGUAGCAUAGCUGUGUCAAAUGUGUGUAAAAAAGGUAAAAAACACCUUUAGUGAAUGUUAUUUUUUUGUUUCCAGAGUCUUAAAGACAAUGUUUGACUUAGCUAUGGCAGUGACUUCAUGUACAGAAUAAAUUUACGUAUAUUUGGCUAAUUAAAUGAUCAGAUUUAUUUUAGAUGUGUGAGAACAUUGUUUUAUGUUUAACAGUAUCUUGUAUGGUCAUUAGUCAAAAA
Messenger RNA from Etheostoma cragini (Arkansas darter), 2664 nucleotides. It is a transcript of the gene ltb4r, whose product is annotated as leukotriene B4 receptor. Lineage: Eukaryota; Metazoa; Chordata; Actinopteri; Perciformes; Percidae. Gene Ontology annotation, molecular function: G protein-coupled peptide receptor activity; leukotriene receptor activity. Gene Ontology annotation, cellular component: membrane. Bases 687 to 1835 code for a protein of 382 amino acids. Gene Ontology annotation, biological process: neuropeptide signaling pathway. The transcript is spliced from 5 exons. The record is from RefSeq and is a predicted model, not a curated record.